Messenger RNA from Acanthosepion pharaonis, 1395 nucleotides. Lineage: Eukaryota; Metazoa; Mollusca; Cephalopoda; Sepiida; Sepiidae. The record is from the annotation of a GenBank genome assembly.
AUGUUUAAAAUUGUCUUUCUUUUACCCUCUAUGUUUAUUAUUUCAUUUAUUUAUUUUACUCUCUAUGUUCACCAUUUUCUUUCUUUCUUUCUUUCUUUCUUUCUUUCUUUCUUUCUUUCUCUCUCUUUCUUUCUUUCUUUCUUUCUUUCUUCCCCGCUUUUAUUAUUUUUGGAUUUUUUGUUUGAGUACAACUCAUGUUUUCCCCUCCCUUCCUCUGUUUUUCAGACCUUGGUACUUUAUUCUCUUACUAGUUUAAUCUUUCUUUCUUUCUUUCUUUCUUUCUUUCUCUCUUUCUUUCUUUCUUUCUUUCUUUCUUUCUUUCUUUCUCUCUUUCUUUCUUUCUCUCUCUUUCUUUUUUUCUUUCUUUCUUCCCCUUUUUAUUAUUUUUUGGAUUUUUGUUUGAGUACAACUCAUGUUUUCCCUCCCUUCCUCUGUUUUUUUCAGACCUUGGUACUUUAUUCUCUUACUAGUUUAAUCUUUCUUUCUUUCUUUCUUUCUCUCUUUCUUUCUUUCUUUCUUUCUUUCUUUCUUUCUUUCUUUCUUUCUCUCUUUCUUUCUUUCUCUCUCUUUCUUUCUUUCUUUCUUUCUUCCCCGCUUUUAUUAUUUUUGGAUUUUUUGUUCGAGUACAACUUAUUUUUAAUCUUUCUUUCUUUCUCUCUCUCUCUCUUUCUUUCUUUCUUUCUUUCUUUCUCUCUUUCUUUCUUUCUCUCUCUUUCUUUCUUUCUUUCUUUCUUCCCCGCUUUUAUUAUUUUUGGAUUUUUUACCUUGGUACUUUCUUCUCUUACUAAUUUAAUCUUUUUUUCUUUAUUUCUUUAUGCCUUUCUUUCUUUCUUUCUUUCUUUUCUCAUUGGGUUUACGAUAUUCUUUCUUUCUUUUCUAUUAUUCCACUAUUUUUACUAUAUCCUUUUUUUCCUUCUCUCCCAAUAUGAUUACUAUUUUCUUUCUCAGACCCAAUGUUUAUUCUUUUUCUCUAUUCCAGAUCGUUCUUUAAUUUCUUCUACUUUCUUCCUGUUUUAUAUUUUAAUUCCAUCUCUAUUCGUUUUCCCCCUCAGAAUCUUGACAAUUGUCUUCUCUCUUUCUUUUACAAUGUUUAUUUUUGGCCUCAUCUUUUCAUUUUUCUCCUCUUUCUUUUUCUUUCUUUCUUUCUUUCUUUCUUUCUUUCUUUCUCUCUUUCUUUCUUGCUCUCUCUUUCUUUCUUUCUUUCUUUCUCUCUCUUUCUUUCCUUCUUUCUUUCUUUCUUUCUUUUUUUUCUCUACUGUCCUUACUAUUUUCUCUUUCUUUUAUUUUUCUUUCAUUUUCUUUCUUUUCAUUCACUCUAUUUAUUAUUUCCUUUCUUUCUUCCUUUCUUUCUUCUACACAUUUGUUGAACUGGACACAACACAUUAUAAUGGUUAA